AUGAAUUAUAACGAGUGGGAAACUCUAGAUGCCCUAUGCAAUGACCUAGAUAGUAACCUUGCACAGGGAAUGAAUAAAUAUAAAACCUUCUGCGAAGUCUUGGUGAGGAAUAUAAUGUUAGUGACAGAAAUAGAAAAACAGUAUAAGGGAAAUAAGACAGGUUGUAAGGACAGUGUAAAAGGUAUUCCUUUAUGUGAACUCUUAAGAGUGUGGAUGUACUAUAUGAAUGCUUUUUGCGUUCCUAGGAAGGUUAUAGAACAUGCCAUUCAGGGGGUGAAAGAAGUAAGGCAGGACAUGGAUAAUGAUGGGAACUAUGCGGAAUGUUCUUAUGAUGGUGUACUUAACAUUCCUGAGCGAAAAGGAAAUGAUAUGGGAGAUGAAUUGUACGAACUAUUUGACACAACUAUUAUGCUUAAUAAAAUAAUAGCAUUAACUAAAGGGAAAUGGUGCGAAGGGGGUCAAUGGAAAUACAUGGGAAGGGCACCUGGGGGUCCGAAGCCUGCACGUGACGACAAUGGGGCGGGUGACAGUACAGUUUUAAAUAAUACAGAAUUUACCACAUUAAAAAGAACUAUUGAAAAAAUUGAGGAAGAAGUAAAGAAGGAACAGGAAGAAGAACAGAAAUUCUUGGAACAGGUCAUUGAAAAAGUCCUACCACAACCCCAACAACCACCCCCACCUGCACCACCACCAAGGAGACCAUCCACACCAAGGCAGGGACCAGCAGCUGCUGCCUGUGCCGGCAAGAAUCCCUUCUGUGCACGUGUAAAGUGUGUAACAGAACACUGGGGAAAAGACAGACAUCGCCAGGAUCAGACGGAUAAAAAGCAUAUCGAAACAUUUUGGGAUAAGGACAUCCAAAAGAGAGUGGGACAACUAUCUGCGGCUAUGACUAAUGGGGAGGAGACAGAAGAAGAAUGUAAGGGUCUUCAAGAAGAUAAUGAUAAAAAGGAUGGUGUAAAUAGUAAAGUGUGUAAUUAUAUUGUAAAGGGGUUAAAAAAAAUAUAUGGUGUUCAAACUACAGGUAGGAGUGCGAUGGAUAGGAAUAAUAGACUAUUUGAUCAAACCAUGUACUGCCUGAUGCUAAAUGUAUAUGGUGAACUCCUUAAAGAAAAAUCCUGUAUAACGGGGGACACUGUGGAGCAGGCCUUCUCUGUCAAGAUGGAUCUUCAUAAAGAUGAUGCAUGCAAGGAGACUCCAUGUAAUAAAUGCGAAUGGGACGCUUGUACAGGUGACACUGUUUAUGGUAAAAGUCUACGGGGCGAAUUGAAAACAAAGCUCCUACAUAAUCCAAAAAUAAAGGAUACUCUGGAUAAAAUAUGCCCGAAGGUUACACAACCGACGGCUGAACAGGAACCUAUUACAAAGACAGCAGAAAGUGCUCAAAAUCAAGGGGUAAGUGAAGGUUCCUCAGUUAAACCUGCUCCAGAAGAAGCAGCUGCCGCAGCACCUAAAGCAGAACCGUCUCAACCGGACCCAGCAGCAACAUCACCUUCCCCGAAGACUCGAACAGCAGAAGUAGCAGGCAGAGCGGAAAAAGAUACAGAAGAAACAGGUAAGAAAGGGAAUGAUGCUAAUGAAUCUGAUCUUCCACCAGAUAAAAUUGAUCUUCCAUUGGACGACAUACCGGAGGGAGCCAGUCGUGGUCCGCUUGAUGAGGAAGAAACGAAGUACAACAAAGGUCCAGGUACAAAUGGUAAAACUUCAGGUCCUGAAGGUAGUCUAGCAGACUCCCAUACCCCCAGCACAGAAACAGACACAGAAACACAUGCAUCUUCCAGCUCGAGUUCAUCUAGUUCAAGUUCAGGAAGUUCUUCCAGUAAUUCCAACUCCAGUCCUACUACUCCAGAUGUUGGUGCUGGUGGUUCUGGGAGUGGAGGAGGUGGUGGUGCUGCUGCUGGUCCCCAGGGUCCAGAUGGCAGUCCAACUGGUUCCCAACGUGAUCCAGGUACACCUGCUGUUCCAGGGGUAGGUGGUGUCCCAGGUGGUCCAGAUAAGCCCGGUGUUGGCGGAGGAGGUGAUGGUGUUGAUCGAACGGCAGGACAAGCACCUGGUCAGGGUCCAGGUCCAGGACAACAACCUCCCCCUCCUUCACGAGGUAAAACAUCAAGUGAUCCACGAACACCAACAGGACCACUAUUACCUAAGGGUGCCUCAGCAGCAUCAGUUGUUCCUGCCCGAGUUCAUAACAAGAUAGACAACCUUUCUGAUCUCCUUACCCCAUACCUUCCUUUGGCUCCUGUGUUCCUUGGUACUUCUGUCAUAAGUUAUCUCCUUUGGAAGUAUUUGUUCCUCGGUAAAAAAAGGAAACGUCACCGAAGAGCUCAUCAAGUAUCUGGUCCUCCAUCAUCGGAGGAACAGGUCAUGGACCAUAUGGACCAGGCAGAUGGUCCACAUGCAUAUACUUUAGUAAAGGAACGAAAACAACCAAGAUCUGCUACAACGAGAACGAGGAGACCAGAAAAGCGUUCUGGUCGCCUCAUGAUUAUUGAUAUUCAUUUAGAAGUCUUAGACGAAUGUCAAAAAGGGGACCUGCAUUCGACGACGAAAAACUUUUUUGAAAUUUUGGUUCAAGAAUUUAUGGGAAGCGAAUUUAUAAAAGAGGAAAAGGUCCCUAAGGAAGAUGUUCCUAGGGAAGAAGUUCCAAGUUCAGGUUCCGCGUUUAGGGAGGAAGACUUUGUUCCUAAGGAUGAUGUUCUUUAUGAACAGAUUCCGAGUUCAGAUUCAGCAUUUAGGGAGGAAGACCUUCUUCCUAAGGAACAGGAAGAUGUUCCAAGUUCAGAUUCUGGGUUUAAGGUUGGUAUUCCUGAGGAUGAUGUUCCUAGGAAGGAAAAAGUUCCUAAGGAACAGGUUCCAAGUUCAAAUUCCGAGUUUAGGGAGGAAGACUUUGUUCCUAAGGAAGAUGUUCCAAAUUCAGAUUUCAGGUUUAGGGAGUAG
Messenger RNA from Plasmodium coatneyi, 2937 nucleotides. Its product is annotated as SICA antigen. The transcript is spliced from 5 exons. Lineage: Eukaryota; Apicomplexa; Aconoidasida; Haemosporida; Plasmodiidae. The record is from RefSeq and is a predicted model, not a curated record. The coding region runs from base 1 to 2937 and encodes 978 amino acids.